Molecule: messenger RNA, 981 nt
Organism: Mercurialis annua (annual mercury)
Lineage: Eukaryota; Viridiplantae; Streptophyta; Magnoliopsida; Malpighiales; Euphorbiaceae
Product: vesicle transport protein GOT1-like
Exons: 8
Coding region: 127-549 (140 amino acids)
Biological process (GO): retrograde transport, endosome to Golgi; endoplasmic reticulum to Golgi vesicle-mediated transport
Source: RefSeq, a predicted model, not a curated record
UGCCGCAUCUACUGACAGGGAAGUCCAAAAUAUGGGUAAAAACUUAAGAAAACCCCAUUUUCUGCUAUUUCCAUUCUUCUGGUUGUUCAGUGAUAGUGAAGAAAAUCUGAAUCAUCUACAGUAAAAAUGUUGUCCUUUGAAAUGAAUGACAGGAAAAAGAUUGGGAUAGGCUUGACAGGAUUUGGAAUUUUUUUUUCAUUUUUGGGAAUUAUCUUCUUCUUUGACAAGGGAUUCCUUGCAAUGGGAAAUAUCCUGUUCCUCUCAGGGCUGAGUUUAACCAUUGGUCUGAAGUCCACCAUGCAAUUUUUUAUCAAACGCCAAAAUUUCAAGGGAACCAUUUCAUUUGGUUCUGGCUUCUUUUUAAUUGUCAUAGGCUGGCCAAUUAUAGGUAUGAUGUUGGAAGCAUAUGGCUUCAUAAUACUUUUCAGUGGUUUCUGGCCAACCUUGUCUGUCUUUUUGCAAAAGAUACCUGUUCUUGGCUGGGUUUUCCAACUACCAUUUUUCAGAUCACUCUUUGAUCGGCAACGGGGCAGACGGGUGCCUGUAUAACUCUGGAGUCUAAGAAAAGGUAGAAAAUGGAGGCAAUGUUUUAACAAGUAAACAAGAGAAGAAACGGAAAUUGAUACAUGUUGUGGGUCAUGCUAUAGAAGAUAAAAAAGAAGAAGAAUAUGAUUUGCCCUAGUUAUCUGAUUCUAUAUGGUUGUAAUUGUGUUAACUCGUAGUUAGAAAAUGGGUGUUGCCCUCUUAAAGAGGUGGAUUAGCCUUCAGCCUAUUCUUUCAAAGUGGAUUGUGUACUAAUAUUUGCUUACGGGUUGUCAACGUGUGAAUUGUAUACAUAGAUAUCAAUAGACUAGAAAUGCUAAUCUGUAAUUACAAUUUCCCACCAAAAAUGCUAGACUGUAGUUGCAAUUUAAAAAAAACAUUUAUGUUUCUACAAUUGGAGAUAAUAUAUAUGAGUAAAGGGUCAAUCUGGCAACUCAA